AUGGUGCAAAAAACAUCUUCCUCUUCUGAUACACAAAAUCUUCCAGUUGAGAAUUUCUCUGAUAAUGACUCACGGAGUGAGGAUGCUAACGCAACUAGGGAUAAUGAAAAUGAUGACGAAUUCUCCGACAAUAACGAAGAGGAAGAUGAUGAUGGAGGAUAUUGUGGUUUCUCUGAUGAUGAUGAAGGAUAUUAUUAUGAUUUAAAUACCGGUGAAACUUACACAAAAUCGGAAUAUCACACAGAGUGUCCUGCUUUGCAGUGGAAUGAGGAUGCUCCGCACCUAAUUGGAGAGGAUCUGACCCAGCAAAGUGAGGCUUCGACAUCUUCUGCUCGUUCAUCAAAUUCCUCAAAUUCAAGCCAAAAACUCGCAAAUAUCAUUUCUGUAAUCCGGGAACAGUUUAAGGCUAUCUUUGAUAGAGUUAAGGAUGCGAAUGAUUAUACUUUAGAUCAGAUGUGUAAUGUUGUGUCGGCUGAUAUUCUUAGGCUUGGGAUGGGAGCAAUUGGAAAAGAUAUAAUAAAGGGUUUUUACAAUGGAAAUAGUAUAAGAAGCGAAAACUUAGAAAAGAUAGGUGCUUGGAUAGAUAGUCAUUUACAUACUACUGAGUAG
Ambispora leptoticha is the source of this 609-nucleotide messenger RNA. The record is from the annotation of a GenBank genome assembly. Lineage: Eukaryota; Fungi; Glomeromycota; Glomeromycetes; Archaeosporales; Ambisporaceae.